AUGCCGUGAACUUCUCCUUCACGCGGCAGUUUGAUCUCGACAUAGGCAAGGAUGCUCCCUCCUGGUGUAGGUGCAAAAGCCUCUAUCGUACAACAUACACAAGCUGACAGAUGGCAUCCGACAGUCCCUGGUUCACACAUCACUGGAUGUGCUGUAAUAUGGAGACCCUGGACUUAUGUGUCAGACAGUCAGCCUAAAAAAAAAGCUACUGGAUCCAGUCAAGUGUCUGCCAUGCAAGGCUUUCAUCAUCCAGUGAGGCUGUUCAUGCCCAGAUCUAAGAUCCAGGACUGUCUGUCUGACCUGGGGAGGAAAGUUCUGACCAGCUUUCCUGUUCAAGCCACUCUACACUUUUAUAAUGAUGACUCGAGCUCUGAAGAGGAUGAAGAUGAAACAGACUUGUGAAAGGACAGGUUAUCCUGGUAGCCGGUUUCAGGAAGCAGGAAUGAUGCAUGAAUACACAGCGAGACUGAGUUACGGAAACACGCUGUGCUGAUACUGUUUACUCAAAUAAAGCAUAAACACACCUUUAACCCGAGUAAGACGAAAACGUACUCCAUCACAUUCACCUUCCUCAGGAAUGCCCAUGGGACUCAAAUUGUGAACAGGUUUAAAUUCAAGCAUGUGUAAUUGUGUACAGUGCAUGCUAUUAUAAUAAUUAUUAUUUUUUUUAGGUUAAAUGUAUUAAUAAAAGUAUUUGAUUUGUAUUAUUUUGUUAUACAUGAUAGUAUUUGUAUUGUUCUUAUGUGUGUAAAGAAUAAAGAUUUAUUUUUAAAGUUCAGAACACUUUUCAUGCGCGUUCGUUUUGCAUCACAUCAUACGUAUGAUUCAAACAU
This is a messenger RNA of Silurus meridionalis, 833 nucleotides long. It is a transcript of the gene ripply3, whose product is annotated as ripply transcriptional repressor 3. Bases 52 to 402 code for a protein of 116 amino acids. The transcript has 4 exons. The record is from RefSeq and is a predicted model, not a curated record. Gene Ontology annotation, cellular component: nucleus. Lineage: Eukaryota; Metazoa; Chordata; Actinopteri; Siluriformes; Siluridae. Gene Ontology annotation, biological process: embryonic pattern specification; negative regulation of transcription by RNA polymerase II.